Messenger RNA from Sinocyclocheilus anshuiensis, 1032 nucleotides. Its product is annotated as RNA-directed DNA polymerase from mobile element jockey-like. Lineage: Eukaryota; Metazoa; Chordata; Actinopteri; Cypriniformes; Cyprinidae. The coding region runs from base 1 to 1032 and encodes 343 amino acids. The transcript has a single exon. The record is from RefSeq and is a predicted model, not a curated record.
AUGUACGAGGGCAUCAAGCAAGCAACAGGAAAACCGGUGAAGAAGAGCACGCCCCUGAAAUCCAAGACAGGAGAGACCAUCACAGCCAAGGACAAGCAGCUUGCGAGAUGGGUUGAACACUACCUCGACCUGUACUUCAGAGAAAAUUCUGUCUCCCAGGAAGCACUUGACGCAAUCGAGGACCUGCCUGUUCUAAAGGAGUUGGAUGCAGUGCCCACCCUGGAGGAACUCAACAAAGCCAUCAAAGCCUUAUCAUGUGGCAAAGCUCCAGGUGAAGAUGGAAUACCUCCUGAAAUCAUCAAGUGUGGAAAGCCAGCCUUGCUCGAGCCACUUUACGAACUCCUGUGUCAGUGUUGGAGAGAAGGUAAGGGCCCCCAGGACAUGCGUGAUGCCAAGAUCGUCACGCUGUAUAACAACAAGGGUGACCGAAGCGAUUGUAAUAAUUACCGUGGCAUCUCUCUUCUGAGCACCAUGGGUAAAGUCUUUGCACGCGAGGUCCUUGCUCGCCUGCAGGUCCUCGCCGGCCGCAUUUAUCCAGAGUCCCAGUGUGGGUUCAGGACAGAGAGAUCCACUGUGGACAUGAUUUUCUCAGUGCGUCAGCUCCAGGAGAAAUGUCGAGAGCAACGAAUGCCACUUUACACUGCCUUCAUAGACCUUACCAAGGCGUUUGACCUUGUAAGUAGAAGAGGCCUGUUCCAGCUGUUGAAGAAGAUCGGCUGCCCCCCACAGUUGCUCAGUAUCACCGCCUCCUUCCACGACGAUAUGAAGGGCACUGUCAACUUCGAUGGCGCAUCAUCUGAACCCUUCACCAUCAAGAGCGACGUAAAACAAGGCUGUGUCCUUGGGCCAACAUUGUUCGGCAUCUUCUUCUCGCUGCUGCUGAACUUCGCCUUCAAGGACUCGGAAGAAGGUGUUCACCUGCACACCAGAAGCGACGGGAAGCUGUUUAACAUGUCCCGCCUGAAGGCCAAGACCCCAGGGUCCACACAGUGCUCAUCAGGGAGAUGCUGUUCGCAGAUGAUGCCGCUCUGA